This is a messenger RNA of Abrus precatorius (Indian licorice), 606 nucleotides long. Its product is annotated as proline-rich receptor-like protein kinase PERK9. NCBI's taxonomy places the organism in Eukaryota, Viridiplantae, Streptophyta, Magnoliopsida, Fabales, Fabaceae. The record is from RefSeq and is a predicted model, not a curated record. The coding region runs from base 1 to 606 and encodes 201 amino acids. The transcript has a single exon.
AUGGGUUCCGAAAUGAUGAAGGUGUCGGUACUCCCAACCGAUGAUGACUUGUGGAUCUACGAUGAUACCACCCAGCAGACGAUCUACCAAGGGUUUGCCAAGAUGACCCUUGGGUCAGUUAUUGAGGUGGGUUGGGAGACUCGUUGUAUCACAGAUAUGCCUGUUGAGAUUGUUUUUCCUCUACCUUUGUACGCUACCAGUAUACCAUUCCCUCUCAUUCCACCUGUGGCCGCCCCUGCUCCUAUGGACACUGAUAUUCCUGUUCCCUUACCUAUCCUGAAUAGUACCCCCGAUUCUCAUGUACCUCGACCCUCUUCCUCUCCUCCCGUUGAGCCUGAGUGUGUGGACAUUCAGGUGAUUGAGUCAUCUAUUAGACCUCGCCCUUCUUCUUCACCUCGCCGUCUGUCAGCCAUUGAUGAGGCCGGACCCUCACAUCGUAGUCCUUCACUACCCCUAUCCUCCCCAUACUCCCAUAUACCUCCACCUACUCCCGGCUGGCUGGAAGAUGUAGACGAGGACCUGCCCAGUUUGCCUUCCAACCCGGACGCUACCCUCUCUACUUCGCCUGACUCUGAUCCCUCAGAGGAGUAUACUCCUCUGGAUUGA